Molecule: messenger RNA, 2748 nt
Organism: Hydractinia symbiolongicarpus
Lineage: Eukaryota; Metazoa; Cnidaria; Hydrozoa; Anthoathecata; Hydractiniidae
Product: eosinophil peroxidase-like
Exons: 8
Coding region: 1-2442 (813 amino acids)
Biological process (GO): response to oxidative stress
Molecular function (GO): heme binding; peroxidase activity
Source: RefSeq, a predicted model, not a curated record
AUGAAUUUAUUAUCAAGGAGUGUCGUUGUUUUUAUGAUUAUUCACGUCGCAUUUGAAGUGAAUUCUCAAUUAUACGGCGGACAAGAAAUAAUACGGACCUUCUUCAGUAAACGCACCUUAAAUCGGAGUUUAUUAGAAUUCAUAGUAACGUUAUUAAAGAAUUCGCAUGCUAUCAGGGAUGUCAAAAAGGCACUAUUUAUUACCCGAAAAAUUCCCGUUUUAAGAAAAUGUAAAAAGGUUCUCUUCAGAAUUUUUUUGACAAGAUUUCUUCUGUCAGCUAAAAAAACGAAAAAUCUUUCACAACAAGAAAACAGUAAUAGAAAAACACACGAUAAAAUCAUCUAUUAUUAUGAAAUAUUUGGCAAACACAAAGAAAAAAACAAAAAAAAAGCGAAUUUAGAACGUGUAUUAACGAAUGGGGGAGUAGGAGAGGAAGGUAGGAAAUUUCGCUCAUGCUGUAUCGACGAUAUUAACUUGGACAAAAUUAUGACUCAGGAAGGAACAGGUGACACAUUGAGCGACUGCAUUAAUACAACAACAAGAAAUAGAUGUUUGAAUUCGUAUUAUUUAAAACACUACAGAACAAUAAAUGGACGAUGUAAUAAUUUACAGCAUACUACACAAGGAGCGGCGUUUACAAAAUUACAAAGAUAUCUUCGUAAGUAUUGGUCAGAUAAAGCAGAGAAAAAGUGGGGAGAGAGGAAAGAAAGGGGGAAGAGGGGAGGGAGGGAGGGGAGGGAAGUGGUGGGUGGGUGGUUGGAACGGAAUAUUGUUUUCACAAUUCGCACGAUUUUAUUCUUAGACGUAGCUUUUUACUUUUGUGAUUUAUUUACAGCUGCUCUUUAUCAUGAUGUUGAUGGGUUAGACACUCCCAGAGGUUUCCCAACGCUCUCCACACCUGUCCUACCAACUGCACUCGAGGUGGCAAACAAACUUUUUCAUGACAACGAAGAAGAUUUUGGAAACAAAGGAAAUGUAUCACUUCUGCAUAUGACGUAUGGACAAUUUCUGGAUCACGAUAUGUCAUUAACACCACAUGGAGCUGGUUCAUCCUGUGAGAAUCCCAAGUGUGUCAAUGGUUCCCUUGAAGAUUUCCAAUAUCCUUGUUUUCCAAUUAUCACUUCGAGAGAGAAAGAGUUAGGCUGUCACAAAUUUGUCCGUUCGUCUGCAGUAUGUCAACAUGGCGAUGAAAGAGAAGUAAGGAAUCAAAUCAACACCAUUACAUCUUAUAUCGAUGCUUCGAAUGUUUAUGGAUCGUCAAUAAAUCAACUACGAAAAGUUCGCAAAAUUGGACGUAGAAUUGCAAAACAUAACAACAGAUCCUUUUUAGGGCGUGGAUUGCUGAAAAUUGAACAUAAUGGUCUUCUUCCAUUUGAUACUUCAACAACUGGUUGCGAAACACCAGGAGGAUGUUUCUUAACAGGAGAUGAACGUGGCAACGAAAAUAUUGCUCUUACCAGUUUUCAUACUCUCUUUGUACGAGAACAUAAUCGACUUGCGAAACAGUUGAAGAUCGUUAAUCCAUAUUGGUCAGGGAGAAGAAUAUUUCGAGUGACGCGAAAAAUUAUUGGAGCUAUAUACCAACACAUAACUUAUAACGAAUAUGUGCCUACCUUAGCUGAUUUGAAAACAUACAGUGGUUACAAGUCAGAUGUUGAUGCUAGCAUCUCAAGUGCGUUCAGCACUGCCGCUUUCCGAUUUGGGCACAGUUUGAUUAAAAAUUCCUGGCCUCAAUUGGACAAGAACUUUGAUGAACUUUACCCAAGUAUAUCACUUCGCGCAUCGUUUUUUGAUGGAACAGCUUUGAUCAAUCAUGGUGUGGAGCCAACUUUAAUGGGGUUGAUGGGAAACUAUUCUGAAGAUGUUGAUAUGCAGUUCACCACUGGUGUGUCGCAGAAAUUAUUUAUUCCACCUGGUCGUCCUGGAUUUUCAAAUCUUGCAUCAGUAAACAUUCAACGUGGACGAGAUCAUGGUUUACCAGGGUACAAUGAAUGGAGAAAAUUUUGUGGACUACCCAAAGCUGUUAACUUUCUUGAUUUAGGAAAGGACAUUCCCAAUGAAAAAACAAUCAUUGCCAUGGAGCAGCUUUAUGGUAGUGUUGAUAACCACAUUGACCUGUUCGCAGCAGGUCUGGCUGAAAAACAUUUACCUGGAAAAAUUGUUGGCCCAACAUUUAGUUGUAUCAUGAAAAAACAAUUUGAAGAUUUGAGAGAUGGUGAUCGGUAUUUUUACGAGAAGGAUGGUAUGUUUACAAAGAAACAAUUGUCUGAGAUUAAGAAAGUUUCAAUGGCAAAGGUGCUUUGUAACAACUUAAAAGACAUAGUUUCAGUCCAGAAGAAUGUUUUUAAAGUUUACCAAAAAGGAAUUUCCAAAAGGCAUGUUUGUACUUCAUUGCCAGAUAUGGAUUUAUCAGCCUGGAAGGUAUAUGAGGAGGAUGAUUAAAAAAUGGGUUGUGACAUAAUGUGUUUUUAUAUUUUUUUAAUUUUUUUCUGUGUGUGAUAUUUAUAUACAUUACGCGUAAAGUAGAGAACUUAUGUUUCCUUUAGGGUUAAUAUGUUAAUUAUAAAUAAAUAUAUAAAUAAUAAAGGUUUUUUUUUUACUUGUAUCUUAACUUCUAUACUAAGUAACAACAUAAUAUUAUAAAAAAAUCUUUUUACUGUGCCACAAAUGUUUGCGAAAGUUAUUGAAGGCACUGGUGAGAUUCUACCCAAUGUUGUUUGUUGCAAUGCAUCAGUCCUCUGGCCUUAA